Molecule: messenger RNA, 807 nt
Organism: Chaetomium fimeti
Lineage: Eukaryota; Fungi; Ascomycota; Sordariomycetes; Sordariales; Chaetomiaceae
Exons: 2
Coding region: 1-807 (268 amino acids)
Biological process (GO): pyridoxine biosynthetic process
Molecular function (GO): FMN binding; pyridoxamine phosphate oxidase activity
Source: RefSeq, a predicted model, not a curated record
AUGGCGCUCUACCCAACCCAAGAUGGGGACAAGCUAAUAUUCGCCCCCGCAGGCGCACCCCAAUCUUUCGAGAUCUCCAUCGUCCCAACUCAGGCAGGUCAGUUCCUCAAGACCGAGCACCUCGGCGGUCUAAAGAAGACCGACCUAGCUCCAAACGAUCCCAUCCAUCAGUUCCACGCCUGGUUCGAUGAGGCAUCCCAACCCGGGUCGGGUAUCCCGCACCCGGAGACCUGCACCCUGUCCACGGCGCAGCUGCCGUCGGGUCGCGUGUCGGCGCGCAUGGUGUACAUGAAGGAGCUCGACGCCAAGGGGUUUGUCAUCUACAGCAACUUUGACACUAGCGGGAAAGCCCGGGACUUGUUUGGGACAGAGGACGGGUCGAGCACCGGGAACCCAUGGGCGUCGUUGGUGUUCUGGUGGGAGCCGCUGGAGAGGCAGGUCCGGGUCGAGGGGAAGGCGGAACGACUCCCCGCUGCGGAGAGCCAGGCGUAUUUCGAUACGCGGGUGAGGGGGAGCCGCAUCGGGGCGUGGUCAAGCCGGCAGAGCGCGGUGCUACAGCCGGAUGCGGCCGUGGAGGGCGAUGACGGCCGGACCAUGCUGGACAACUGGGUCAAGGAAACCGAGGCUAGGUUUGAGGGCGCCGACCACAUACCUGUGCCUGAGUUCUGGGGCGGGUUGAGGAUCGUGCCAGAACGGGUCGAGUUCUGGCAGGGGCGGCAAAGCCGGUUGCAUGACCGGUUCGUGUAUGACCGUACCAAGGGGGAGGAUGGCAGCGAUAAGUGGACUUUGGAGAGGCUCAGUCCAUGA